Molecule: messenger RNA, 5681 nt
Organism: Manduca sexta (tobacco hornworm)
Lineage: Eukaryota; Metazoa; Arthropoda; Insecta; Lepidoptera; Sphingidae
Product: Y+L amino acid transporter 2
Exons: 10
Coding region: 287-1687 (466 amino acids)
Biological process (GO): amino acid transmembrane transport
Cellular component (GO): membrane
Molecular function (GO): L-amino acid transmembrane transporter activity
Source: RefSeq, a predicted model, not a curated record
AUAAUAUAGUGGUCUCUGGUUAUCAGUGGUUAUAUUCUCUUUGGGUAUUAACAUGUGUGUAUUUAAAAAAAAAUGGUCGUAUUUUUCUUUUCAGUCGUCUUUUGAAGUUUGAAGUGUUUCACACAGUUUCACAACAGCCAAGAACAAACUUUUUCCCAAGAACAAGCCAUUAAGCUCAUAAUUAGAAAUGUGAGAGGUCAAUUACUACAUGAAUAGAUUAAUACAGGCAAUAAAAGUGGCUGAUCUAUAAAAAGUUAAAAUAGUACACGUACAGUGUUAAAAGAAAAUGAGUGAAAAAGUGAAAAUGCGAAAGCAGCUUGGACUGCUGGAGGGCGUAGCUAUAAUUUUAGGUAUCAUUUUUGGUAGUGGAAUAUUUAUUUCACCCAAAGAAGUGCUAGUAAAGACGGGCUCCGUUUGGGGUGCCUUGAUAGUUUGGGGAGCAUGCGGGGUGCUUGCUACACUGGGUGCGAUGUCCUACGCCGAACUGGGUACAACUCUGGCUCAGAGUGGAGGUGACUACCACUACAUUAAUGAAGCAUAUGGACCGCUACCGGCAUUUUUGUACCUUUGGGAUGCUAAUUUAGUUUUUGUGCCCAGUACCAAUGCAAUAAUGUCAUUAACAUUUGCUAACAAUCUCCUGGAACCAAUUUUUCCAAACUGUCCCAUAGACCCCAUGUGCAGGAAGUUGAUAGCUGCAGCCACUAUCUGUUUUCUAACCUUCAUUAAUGCUUAUGAUGUGAAAUUUACCACCAGGGUUCAAAAUGUGUUCAUGUUUACUAAGAUAUUGGCACUUGUUACUAUCAUUAUAGGAGGUAUUGUGUGGAUUGGAAAAGGUGGAGUGGAACAUUUUUCUGAUGGUUGGGCGGGAACAAAGACUUCAGUUAGUGAUUGGUCUGUCGCCUUCUACUCUGGCAUAUUCUCAUAUUCCGGAUGGAAUUACUUAAACUUCAUGACUGAAGAGCUGCGGGACCCAUUCGUGAACCUUCCUCGCGCGAUCUACCUGUCGCUGCCAAUGGUCACCUUUAUCUACUUGUUAGCGAAUGUCUCGUAUCUAGCUGUCCUAGGUCCUGUUGGCGUUAGAGCUACAGAGGCGAUAGCUGUCGACUUCGCAGUGGGCGCACUCAGCUGGGUGAAAUGGGCGAUGCCUACGUUGGUCGCGAUUGCAAUUCUUGGUGGUUUAACUGUGCACAUAAUGACGUCAUCGCGCAUGUGCUUCGCUGGCGCAAGGAACGGACACAUGCCCGAGUUGUUGGCGCAUAUUAACAUGAAAUGCAUGUCGCCGAUGCCGUCCCUGGUCUUUCUAAUGUUGAUUUCACUAGUGAUGCUCAUCCCCAACAACUUGACUUCACUUAUUACCUACUGCACAGUUGUGGAAUCCUUCUUCACCACAUUGAGCUGCAGUGCUGUGCUGUGGUUGAGGUACAAGAAGCCCGACCUUCCGAGACCUAUCAAAGUGCCACUAUGGAUGCCGAUACUGUUCGUUGGUGUGAGUGCGAUUCUGCUGGUGGUGCCGGUGGUGAGUGAACCGGUGGCGGUGCUAGCCGGGGCGGGCAUGACGCUGGCCGGCGUGCCCGUCUACUACGCACUGAUCAGCUGCGAACCAAAGACCAUACGGGCUAUCUCAACAAAAUUCACCCAUUUAUGUCAAAAGUUGUUCCUGUCGGCUGUCGAGGAGCAGGAGGAAUAAAUAUAAUCUCCUAGGUAUUGAUAUCGAAUCUCCUUAAAAUAAAGUGUGAAAUUACUCUUCUACGUAUAAUAAUAUAUAUAAUGUAUACGGUAUAAGUUAGUUACAUAUACUUAUGGCUAUUCCCAAUAUUUAACCUAUAUGUCACGUUGGAUAGGUAUCCUCAACCUUCAGUAAUGUUUUAUUAUGUUUAUAUAACUAUGCAUGCCUGUUUUUUGUUUGUAUUUAUGUACUUCUAGUAUCAAAUUGGAUCACUUUACGCAUGUACAGUGUCUAUGUGUGAACAGUGGCGCAUGCGCAUCUGCAGAACUCAUUCGCUUCUUCGACAAAGACCAAUCAGAACUUUAGAAUGAAACUAUUGGUCGUUUUUUCCCUAUAUACAUAUUUUUUUUAUUGCUUUUAAUGAGGAGACGAGUUUGCCGUUCGCCUGAUGGUAAGCGAUACGACCGCCCGUAAACAGUAGAACCACCAUCCAACACGUUGAAUUACAAAGUAUUUUGGUAUUCCAUUGCGCUCGCCAUUCUAAGACAUGAAAUAUUAUGUCGUAUGAUGUCCAUUGUCCAGUAGUUACAGUGGCUACAAUGUUUUUCAAACCGGAACACAUUAGUGAAUACACACUCCUGUUUGGCGGCAGAUAUAGAAAUUGCAGUGGUACCUAUCCAGGCGGACCCUUACAUUUGUGAGACCUACCACUAGUAAAUCCCUCAUACUUUCCUGCCAAUUAGCACGUUACUGCUGAAUAUGUACAAAAAAUCUUUUCCAUACGUCUUUGAUCUCCAGUGAGCAAUUUGAGGUCCAUUUCCAUCCAUUGAUAAACAUCAAGGUAGGAAGGAUAUUAACUAUAAUGGAUGGUAAUAAUUUCAGUAUCCGGUAAAAUAAAGUCAAAACUUCUUAAAUAUUGGAAAUAAGCUAUGAGAUGACUCUGUCUGUAACACACAUUUUAUACUUAUAAAAGAGUCAAUUUUAUUCGUAGUCGAAUAUCACUCGGUAACUCCGCGUGUUUAAUAAAAUAGUGCUCUUGCAAAAUUUAAACGUUUAUACUCUAGUUUCCAUAAAAACAAUUUAUUAAUUAUAAUUACAAUAUACCGUUACCCAAUAAUAUAUUUGUAUGUGCAGUAACUGUUCAUAUAUUUUAUAGGCAAUAAAAUAAUUAUAUACAGAAUAAUUAUAUACAGUAUUUUCUAUAAUUUUCUUGGAUCUGGAUCUGAUUUUAUAUUGUCUUUAUUGUUAUAUUAUUUUUUUUAUAAAUAUAAUAAGCUUAUAAGCGGUAAGUACUUAUUCUGUGAAUGUUAUAAAUGUCUGUGCCUUGAUGAUAAUAAAAAAAAAAGUCUAAAAUGUAACGGUCUAUUUGUAUAAAAGUGGUUUUAGUUAUGUUUAGAGUAGAUUUGAAAUUUCAAAAUUAAGAACCUAAAAAUCGACUACCUUCCGAGUCUUAGUGAAACUGUUUUUUUAUUACGGACAUGAUAGUUAAAGCUGUGCAUCCACAGUCUAAAGCUUCGUGACGCUACUGAACGGAUGCACUUAUUGAUCUAGAAUCCACGAGCCAGUCUCGCGAGGUAGUCACAAAGUCCAUAAUUAGCUUGAUAGAUAAUUAUAACUUGUUAGAAACGACAAGCAACAUGAGAAUUCAUUGCAACGUAGUUGAGCGGUGAGAUUCUGCCUAUGCAUUAUUGGAAUGCAGUAUCCAUUUGAACGAAUUAUAAUAAUAUAAAUAAAUUUCAUGUACUUUAAUUCAUCUAACAACUGCUUCAGGUGCUUACUAAAAGUAUUUUUUUUCUUACGGCGAAGAGUAAAUAUACAAACUAGUCAAAUCGAAAUUUUUGAUUCUCAAUUACUAAUAUUUUAAAUAAACUGUAGUCAAUUUAAACGUCAUAUUAGCAAUAUUAUGCUCUAUACCAUACGAGAUUAAACCAUAAGUUGCUAGUUAUAAAGUCUUUCUAUCGAUUAUAUCGUUAAAUAAAUUGUAGUAGGGAUUUAAAUAAAUCUAUUUUAUACCAGUAUUCUUUUUGCGUAUUUUAUGAUAUAUAGUAUGAAUUACAGUGCUCUGUUUUAGCUUAAGAUUUAAUUUGAACGCUUAAUAACAUUUACUUAACACUUUAUGGUUGUUUUCUGCCAGUAUAAUAAUUAUGUAUGGUAGUUAAAGUAAGAACCAAGAAAUUAAAAACAAAGGAAGUUGUCGUUGAUUAUACUUAAAUUUUUACGUUUUGUUUAUUUUUCAUGUUGUUAAAUUUUGUGGAUGUAUUUUUAAGUGUUUUAAUAUUAAACGUUUUUUUUAUUAAUUUUGGUGGUGAAGUUAGUGUGAAGUUAGUCGGGUAGGCCACUUGUUAUGAAAUAUAUUAACGCAAACAAAUAAGUUUGUCAUCACCUGUUUAAAAUUAUCUAUAAAUCGAGAUCAUUUAAAUAAACAAAUAAACUUUACUGUCAAAUAGACAUAAAUCAUGAACUUUAUAAAUAGCUUAAAUAACAUUUUAUGUGCAAUAUUUGAAAAAAGUCAGGUUAUAUUUGUGGCACUAAAACCAUUAUAAUAUAUAAUAUAGAAAUGAUCACUAGUGCCCCCCAAUAUCCUUUCUCUAAUAUUCGACAAUUUAAGAAUUACUUCAUACAUUUAAUUUUAUCUUCGCAAUAUCACUUUUAUAUUAUAUUGAAAUCUUCUCUAUUUCGCAAUUACAGUUGAUGAUUUAUAUGAUAAUAAUUUUAUAAUGGUGUAAAUUUUCCUUCAUAUCAUUAAACAAAAUUCAUUGUAUUUUUUAUUGUAUUAUAACAAACUGAAAAGAAACACUAAAACCGAUCAUAUUGUAUGUAUCUCUGUAGAGCAUAGCCAAUAAGAACCUGCAAAAAAUAUAUUUGGUGGCCACAUUUAUAACAUGAAACCUAAAUAAAUAAAAAGAACUCUUACAAUAUUUAACUUGUAUUGCACACAAUUAUAUAAGGAUAAACAAACUUUAAAUAUUAACAAUAUUUAACUUGUAUUGCACACAAUUAUGUAAGCAUAAACAAAAUUUAAAUAUUAUUUUCGCGUUUGUGCCAUUCCUAUAAUCUUUUUUCCAUUAGUAAUACCUUUGUUUAUUUAAAUUAUAUAGAAUUUCAUUUCAGAUUAUAAGUGGCCCUGUCGCCCCAACUUCACCACAUCAAAAAGUUGUGUUUAAAAGGGCAAUAAAAAAAUGUUUAAUUAACAUCACAAACUGGGUUGUUAUCAUUUUACUACGUAUUAAUAUCACUUUUACAAAUAUUGCGUUUUUGUAUUCAGUAUUACUGAAAAUAAGGGGAGGCUUGAAUAUCUUUUAUAUAAUUAUGUGUAAUGUAAAUAAGUUACAAUGCGGCCUUAGGUGUUUAAGGAGCAUACUGUUUUAUUUAAGAAUAAUUAUUCUCUGUUAAUGAUAUUUUAAAUAUAGAUUCGUCAUUACCACGCAUUCUGUAAUCACCCGAAAUUAUCCCAAUUGCGACGUUUUCAUAAUCAACUAUUCGUAGAUGACUACUAGCCGACUUUGUUUGUACUUGUUCAACAUGUCGGCUUUCUCGUGAUAUAGUAUGGCGUAUCUAUUUUUUUUAACAAUCUUUAUUAUACGUAUCUUAUUAAAAUACUCUCUAAUAGUGACGUUUACAAUAAUAUCGGCCUGUUCAAGACGUUGUAGUAGACUUGGAUAAAUAGCGAAUAAAAUGCAUAUAAUAAAAAGUUAAUACCCUUAGGCAAAAAAAUCAUUUAUGAUCUGAAUGUAAAAUUAGAUAUUACAAAUGUAAGUCAGUGAUAAACAUUAUAUAAAUUCAAUGGAAGCAGAUUUAUCGCAAACUGUUCUCAAAAUGUUAGUAAAUAGACUUUUGGCUUACUUGCAAAGCGCACAAUACUUUUUUACGUAUGCAGUAAGUAGAUAAAUAUAGAAAAUGUGGUAUAUGUUCGGUUCUAGUCAACUAUGAACAAAUAAAAUUACAAAUUUUAUAUAAUGCCAAAAUUAAAUGAAAUUUCUUAUGGUGCACCUUGUAUUUUGAUGUGCCAAAUAUA